UCUCUCUCUUCUUUAUGUCUUCUUACAUCUCUCUCUCUCUCUCGAUGACUCAACGUCGACAAAGAAAACGACAGCGGAAGGAAGAGAUCGCCGUUGUUGCAGUGCAUCAGAGGCUCUUUGCCCGGCCAUUUCCAGACGGGUAUGAAGAAGAGCUUCAACACCUUCUCGUAUUCCAGAUACUCAAAGUGGAAAUGGGUUUAAGGGGUAGAAGUGUCUUCUUCUUUGGAAAGCCAGUUUGCCCCCUGCGAAACCCGUCCCCCCUGGGUUUGAUGAAAUCCACGUUGAAGGAUCUAAGUUGCCGAGCCAAGUUCAGGCCGAGAAUGCAGUCCAGCCUUCACGUUGAAGGGUUUAAUUUUGGGCAACCGGGUCAAGUUGAUGUUAACCUUGAUGAAGUUUAUGGAUUAUGCUCUGGGAUGUGUAAUCCAACCCAGCCAACUUAA
This is a messenger RNA of Ilex paraguariensis (yerba mate), 440 nucleotides long. The record is from the annotation of a GenBank genome assembly. Lineage: Eukaryota; Viridiplantae; Streptophyta; Magnoliopsida; Aquifoliales; Aquifoliaceae.